UAUAACCGAAGGUUUCAAAAUCAAAUUUCAAAACAAAGUUGGCAAUCAGUUGGCAAUAAGCAAAAUUUUGUUCUUCCCCGAAUUCGAUCAAGAAACACAAUCAGUCUCUGCAGCAGAAAAUGUUCAUUUUUUCUUGGAAAUAAGUCAAAGAAGGCAAACAACUUCUGCGGUGGGCUGAAAGCUAUAAUCGAAAUUGAAGGAGGAACUUCCCAAGCUGACAUUUGCUUGAACAAAAACCUAAAAAAACAGACUGUUUCGAACAUAUGGAUUAAUCGGGAAAAAAUUAAUAAUGAUUGGAAAGUCAACGACAAGAGAAAAAAAUAAGAUUUGCGACACAUCCUCAAGUUGAUGAAUUACUGUUUAAAUGGUUUCAGCAGAAAAGGGCCAAUAAUUUUCCAGUAAAAAGUGGCAUAACAUUUGCUUCGGCAAAAUUUGUGGUGAAUCGGCUUCUGUGGACCAAAGUGUUACAAAUUACUGGCUAUUACAAACCUGGCCUACAAUAAGUAACAACUAUUCCGUAGACAACAUUUUUAACGUGGACGAAACGGAAAUUUUCUAUAAGAUGCUGCCUGACAAAACACAUAAGAUCAAAGGUGAAACAUACAGUGGCGGAAAAUGUCUAAAGAAGAAUAACUGCCAUGAUUUGUGCUAAUGCAUCGGGCACGGUAAAACGGAAAUUAUUGGUUAUUGGAAAAUAUAACAACCCCAGAUGCUUUAAAAACGUUAAAACGUUGCCGGUAGAUUAUUGUGCUAACAACAAAUCCUGGAUGACUUCUCAGACCUUUACUGACUAUUUAAAGAAAUGGGAUUGUGAACUUAUAAAAGCCAAGACUAAAAUUUUGCUAUUAGUAGAUAAUUGCUCUGCUCAUCCUCAAGUUCAUCUUCAUAACAUUAAACCACAUUUUCUUCCGCCUAAUAUUACAUCGGUUCUUCAGCCUAUGGAUCAAGGCGUCAUUAAUAGCUUGAAACAAUCUUAUAGAAAGCAGCUUCUGAUGAAAAUUAUGGACCUUCUUGAAGAAGCAAACCCGGCAAAAGCUGUGAGUCUUUUAGAUGCUGUCAAUAUGUUAAGUGUUGCAUGGGAAAGUGUCUCUAAGGAAACCAAUGGAAACUGUUUUCGACAUGCUGGUCUGGUAAAAGACAUUCCUGAUGGAUUAAAUUUCGCCCCGGAGGACGAUGAACCUUUAAGCAAAAUUAUCGAAAUUAAUAACGUAGUGGUUUUAAGCAAGUUUGAUGAAUAUUCAAGGAUUGAUAAGAAUAUUAUAACCACAGAAGAACACUCAGACAAUGACUUAAUUCAAGACUUUCUGCAUGAGCUGCUUGAAGAAGACUCCGGUGGUGAAGAUUUAGCACAGCCCGAAACUAUAAUAAAAAUAGAAGACGCUACGAAUUAUUCUAGGAAACUGAAGCUAUAUUUUCAACAAAAAGAGAAUAGUUCAGAUGCAAUCAAUUUGCUCAAUAAACUCGAAAUCAAACCACAAAGAGAUUUUGCCAAUAAGGCAUUCACCCAAAAGAAAAUCACUGACUUUUUUCAAAAGACUUAA
Bactrocera neohumeralis is the source of this 1541-nucleotide messenger RNA. Its product is annotated as tigger transposable element-derived protein 6-like. The transcript is spliced from 2 exons. Gene Ontology annotation, molecular function: DNA binding. Gene Ontology annotation, cellular component: nucleus. Bases 639 to 1541 code for a protein of 300 amino acids. NCBI's taxonomy places the organism in Eukaryota, Metazoa, Arthropoda, Insecta, Diptera, Tephritidae. The record is from RefSeq and is a predicted model, not a curated record.